AUGGCUGAUUAUAACAAAAGUAAUGAUGAUUUAACAGAAAGCAUUGAUGAAUUAGAAUAUGGAGGAUAUAAUAUAAAAGAAAAUACCAUAUCUAAUAUUAUAGAUCUUUAAGAUAAAAUAAAAAUCAAAUAUAUUAGAAUUAUGCAUAGCGAGGCCCUCUAAAGUAUGAUUGGCUUAUCAAGAUUUACUAGAUUAGAAGAGAUAAAUUUGAGUUCUAAUAGUAUUAUCAAAAUAGAUGGUUUAGAUGGAUUGAGUAAUUUAAAAAUUCUCAAUUUAAGUUGUAAUAAAUUGAGUGAAUUGUCUGGCUUAGGAUCACUUUUUAGACUUGAAAAACUUAUCGUGUCUCAUAAUAAAAUAACAAACCUUUCAGGAUUAUAGCAAAUGGCUGGGCCAAACUAUAAUAUAAAGUCUAUUGAUUUAAAAAAUAAUAAGAUCAGAGAUGUAAAACAGCUCUAAUAUAUCCAAGAUUUGUCUAAACUGUAAGAAUUGUGUUUUGAAAUGGGAAAGAAUUCAAACCCACUAUGCACAGAAAAUCGUUCUAUAUAUCUUUAAGGUCUCACUUCUAUGAGAAAUUUUUAAAGGAUAUUAAGGAUUGAUGGAUAAACUCCAGAAAAUAUUAUUGAGAAUAUAAAAUAUUAAGGUCAAAUUCAGAAUUAGAAUUUCAAUAAUUUAAACAAUUUAGCUACUCUACCAAACUCAGGUAAUCAAGGCAGAAAUAUAUAGAUAGCAGAUUAAACUAACCCUAAAUCUGGUAAUUUAAAUGCCUUUCCUUCACAAGGCUAAAGACCAAUUAGCAAUCUCAUGAGUUUUAACGAUUAGAGUGCAAAUAAAAAAAUUUCAAUUGGAGAUUAAGGAGAUUUAAUUGGGGAUAACUUUAAAUGGAAAGGAGAUCAUUUAUAAAUGCAGUAAGAUUUGUAGUAAGCUCUUUAAAUUUAAAAGGAAUUGAUAAACAAGUAUGAGGUCAAUGACAAAUUUUGGGAAUAAAAAUAUGAAAAAUUGUAAGAAGAAUUCAAUUAAGUUCAAGAAGAUAAUAGAUAAAAAACUCAAAAAAUUAAGACUAUGAGUAAAGAAAAGUAAUUUUUAGAAGAGUAAAUUAGUGAGAUAAAAAAUGAAAGGAUAAGGAUGCUAAAUAAAACAGAAAAAAGAGAAGAAAUUGUUGAAACUCUCCAAUUACGUAUAACAGAUUUAAUUAAAGAGAAUGGAUAAUACCAUAGAGAAUUAGCAAUUAGAUAAGACUAAAUGGAUAAACAAGCAUCAGAAAUUAAGAAUUUGUAAGAAGACCUAAUUGAAAUGAGGGGAAGACUUAGAGAAAACGAGUAAACACUUAGUGAAUUCCAUAAAAAGGCUCUUGAUCAAACAAACUCUUACGUUACGAAGUACGAAUAGAUCAAUAAAAAAUAUGAAUAAGUUUUAGAAGAAAAUAAACUAAUGGCUAAUGAAAACGGGAUGCUUAAAACAAGAGUAUAAGAAUUACUGGAGAUUACAAGGGAAUGGGAAUACAAAUAUGAGAAGAAAGUAGAUGAAUUAAACUAUAAACACGAGUAGUAUAUUAGAGACAUAUAAUAAGAAUUUUCAUAAAGGGAACAAUCUUAAGAAAAAUAGCUAAGAGAAUGGGAGAAGGUCAAAGAGGAUGAAUUCAAAGAAAAUAUAGAGCUUAUGGAGCAAGAAUUUAAAAAAUACUUUUUAGAAAAUAAUAAUAGAUUUAGAGAACUCUCAAGAGCCUAUGAAGAGAAAUGCAAACAAGAGCAAGAUUCCCGUCAUUUGAUGAAAGUGGCUGUUUAGAAAAACUCUGACCAAGCUAAUCUUAUUGAAGAAUUGUAGAAUGCUUUGCUAAAGGUAAAAAAAGAAGUUUCUGAAAUUGUAAAUGAAAGAGAUGUAGCUCAAAAAGAGCUGGACACUAAAAAAUCUACUUAUAUGAGAGAGGUUUCAAGCUUAGAAGAGGAAAGAGAUAGGUUAUUGCAUGAUAAGCUAAGCUUAGAAAGACAAUUGCAAGAUAUUUAAGACAGAAAUAUGACUGAUAACCUUGAGCUUGAGAGGUUAAGAGCUAAAAUGAAAUACUUCGAAAAUAUAGAAGAAGAUUUAGAAAAAUGCUAAGAAACAGUUUAAGCUAAGAAUAUUAUGUUAGAAGAUAAAAAUGAUACGAUAGAAGACUUGAAAGAUCAGCUAGAACAGUCAAGAUAGAGAGAAUAAGUUUUAAAUGAUGAUUUUAAUAAGAUUUAAAAGAAGUAUGAGAAAUAAAACUAAAUCAUAGAGGCAUUAGAAGAAUAAUUAUAGCAAGCUAACGAGGAGGCAGAUAGUAUUAAUGAAGAAAAAAUAAAUUUAUAAAAAGAGUUGGAAAAGAAAAAAGAAAUUAUUGACAUAUUCUAGAAUGAAUUCAAUGAUAUAAAAAGUAAAUAAGAUAAAGAAAUAAAUGAAAAAAGUAAUAAAAUUCAAGAUUUAUUGUAUUUGCUAGAAGAGUGCAAGUAAAAUAUUCGUAGAAAAGAUGAGCAAAUAGCUGAUCUGCAAAAUGAAAUUAAAGAUAGGAAUGAGAAAUAUGAAGUUUAACUUAUAAUGUUGCAAAAUGAACAAAAACAAAAAGAUAAAGCUCUAAAAGAACUUCAAAAUAAAUACGAUGAAAGCUAGGAGGAUAUGAAAUAGCUAAUAAUAGAGUAUGAAAAGCAAAAAAAAUAAACAUUGGAACAAUUCUAAAAGUUAUAAAAGAAUUUGUUUAAUUUUUGA
Messenger RNA from Tetrahymena thermophila SB210, 2718 nucleotides. RefSeq lists its product as hypothetical. Gene Ontology annotation, molecular function: protein binding; cytoskeletal motor activity. NCBI's taxonomy places the organism in Eukaryota, Ciliophora, Oligohymenophorea, Hymenostomatida, Tetrahymenidae. The transcript has 6 exons. The record is from RefSeq and is a predicted model, not a curated record. Gene Ontology annotation, cellular component: cytoplasm.